AUUUCUUAAUACAUAAUGGUUGUGCAUAUUUUUAGGGUACAUGUGAUAUUUUGAUACAUGUAUAUAAUGUGUAAUGAUCAAAUGAAGGUAAUUGGAAUAUCAUUUUAAACAUUUAUCUUUACCGCAAACAUUUGAAUUCUCUUGCUAUUUUGAAAUAUAUGAUAGAUUACUGUUGAACUAUUGUCACCCUACUGAUCUGUUGAGCACUAGGUCUUAUUUCUUCUAACUGUAUUUUUUCCCAUUAAUCAACCUCUCUUCAUCCUCCUUUCCCCCUGCACUCUUCUGGCCUCAGGUAACCACCUGUCUAUUCUUUGUCUUCAUGAAAUCCACCAUGAGCGAAAUCUCAUCCACUUAUGAGUGAGAACAUGCGGUAUUUGUCUUUCUGUGCCUGGCUUAUUUCACUGAGCAUAGUGACAUCCAGGGGAACUGCAUCUUUAACAACACUCACAUGACUGACUUAGGCACAUCAUCAUGAUGUGAACUCCAUGUGGGCAGGGGCCUAGCUAGUAUCAUUCACUGCUGUAUGCCUGGCCACAUAGUAGACAUCAGUGAGUGUUUGCUAAAUGGUUAGAUGAGUGGUUUGAAAGUUGAAUCAGGUGGUUCUCACUUACCACAGUUCUGGGAUUGUAAAAGAGGUGGCACUGUCUGAUCUACUGUUUACUUGUCAUGGGUCUUUAAAGAAGUUUCUAAAAGUCUUAUAACUUGAUGUUUGCAUAAAUUAUAUUUUGACAACCUUUUAAAAAAAUUUUGUUGCAGUUAUCAUGUAUUCAGUUCAAAUCAUCCUAUAGUACAUUGGAUUGUAGCUAAAUAAGCAAAAUGACUCAAAUUUAAUAAAAUGUUUUGCUUCAGAUAAAGGACUGGAUCUAUUCAUUUUUCAUUCCAUACAAAAUUAUUUUUGACGCUACUCUGGAAAUUCACUCUGAUGUUAGGAAUAGUCUAUACCUUUCAUGAAUCCAACUCAGAAAUAAAAUAAGUGACCUAUUGUACCACUACUUGGAAGUAUUCUUUGGUGUUUAAUGGUAAAUAUACUUUAUACUAAAAGCAGAUGGUUUUUUACAUAUAUUGUAAAAAAAAGAUGCAAGUGCUUGAACACGUGCUUUUGUGUUUGUACCCCAGGGAUGUUCGUUAUUAGUGAUAUGGCUUUGAGAAAGUAUCAUCGUCUUUUUGGACCUAGGUCUCCUCAACCUUAAAAUGGAAAUAGUACCAGCUUCACAGGUUCCUUGUGAAAGUUCAGUGAUAAUGUGUGUGCAUGUUUAGCACUGUUUCUGACCUGUGGACAUGAAAGAUCAGAUGUCAACUUCAUCUGUGCAGGCAUUAGCCGAAAGAAAAAAUAGACAGGCACUGCUGGGAGACAGUGGCAGCCAGAACUGGAGCACUGGAACAGCAGAUAAAUACGGGCGCCUGGACCGAGAGCUCCAGCGAGCCAAUUCUCAUUUCAUUGAGGAGCAGCAGGCACAGCAGCAGUUGAUCGUGGAACAGCAGGAUGAGCAGUUGGAGCUGGUCUCUGGCAGCAUCGGGGUGCUGAAGAACAUGUCCCAGCGCAUCGGAGGGGAGCUGGAGGAACAGGCAGUUAUGUUGGAAGAUUUCUCUCACGAAUUGGAGAGCACUCAGUCCCGACUGGACAAUGUGAUGAAGAAACUUGCAAAAGUAUCUCAUAUGACCAGUGAUCGGCGCCAGUGGUGUGCCAUAGCCAUCCUCUUUGCAGUCCUGUUGGUUGUACUGAUCCUCUUCUUAGUGCUGUGACGGUGGGGCCUCUGGGUGCGAGUUCCUCCUGCAUAUGAACCGAGGGGAGGAGGAGAAGCUGAGCACGUGUGACAUUGCCGUCUACUCACAUUCCUAUCCUGGAAACAUACUGCUGCACUGACUUUUCUCCGUGUGACCCCACAAUUGACACGGCUUCUCCAUCCCAGCGCUGGAAGGGCCAGUGGGAAGAGGAAAUAGAUGUCUACACUCCUGGCUGCAGCUGGACAACAGAAGCCCCAUGCCAACUGGCCCGUUCUGAGGAGAACUAGCUGCUGCCUUGCUUUCCGGGACCUCGUUCGCUGAGGAGGGACUCACAGACUUCACUGGUGUUUUGCUGUUGCUCAUUCCAUGCAUCUUUGGCAGCUCUUUUCUUCUGCUCAGACCCUUCCCCGUGCUCAGUGCGCCGCUGUCCCAUCAAAAGAAACCUGUCAGGAAUGCAAGCUUCUGGGUAUGUUUCGUUUCCCAUUGCUGUAGCAUUUCUUAGCCCCUGAGAACUGAUGAUUACUGAGGACAGAAGGCUCAGAAACAGUUUGUGACAGAAAAUGCAGUGUUUCAUUUUUCAGGGAUAAAUGCUAAGAUAAAAUUGAUUUUCCAGGUCAUUUUUUUUUUGUGGUAAGAAUAACUAAUGGAAAAUAAUGAAACACACUGGGGCUUGGGGAUGCUGACAACUUGUGGCUUUAACUGAUAGGAGCAAUUAAAAAGAGCAAGAGGGCUCUGCAUUGGCAUAGCUUAGGGAAGGGUUGAUGAUGUCGCCAGAGGUCAGCUCCUGAUCCCUGCCGACUUGAUGUUGCUGUACCAGGGCUUCCUCCCCAGAGGUGCAGCUUGCAUUUUGAGGGUAAUUCCUACAUAUGUUGUUGCUAAACAGCUCAGUAACACACUUGAAUAGAUUUAGAUACCAGAUUGUCCUCAUUACAGUUCUUUCACUCCUAGGGCACUCUGCGUUGGGGGUGGGGGUUGGGGUUGGGGGUGGUUAGUACAGUUAUUACAUUUAUUCAGAAACGUAAUGACAUAAAAGGUUAGCUCUGGGCCAGACUUCUCUUACCCUGUGGGUAAUGGCAAGGAUGUGUAGGUGAACUUGGUUCUUUUUUUUCCCCUAAGAUGACAACUUGAUUUUAUCAUCUGCAGUCAAAUAACUGAGCCAAUCCAAAUUUAAAUGAUAGAUGUUUUAAUUGAGUUUAAGUAGCUGAAACUGCUGAGACACUAAACUUUAAGCUUCUGAUGACUUUUUAAAUGCCUCAAAUGUGCACAUGUAUAUAGGAUAUUUUUAUAACGUCCCUGAUGAAUUAUCUGAUAUUAAAGUAGUAUUUGGACCCAGAGCCAGAACUCGGUGGUGGAGGCUGCUGGUCUCUCCUCACCACCUUCUUUUGCACUUGGAAAGAACAGCAACAUCUGGAUAGAGUUCUAGCUUUGACUUCUCAUUUCCUCGUCUUUUUGGGUGCAUUCCUCAGCACACUUUUUUUUUUUUUUUAACCUUUUUGUUUUGUUUGUAUUUCAUGUGGUUUUGUUUGGGGGUUUUGGUUUUUUCACCCUUUUUUGUGAUUUGCAAUGAUGUGCUUGCCCAGCUAACUUUUGAAUUGCACUUUUUAAUAAAUAUUCGUAACAAUUUUUGAAGAAGGAUAUUUUAUCUCAUUUGAGAUCAUGGUAGGUUAAGAAAAUAUGCCUGUUGAUGAAAGCUUAAAAGCAAAUUUGUGAAACUAAAAGGGUGAUUGACAUCCAUGUUUACACUCCGCUCUAAUGUUUGAUAUAUAAAUAAGUUAUUUUCAAAUUAGGAAAAAAAAGUAUUACAAAGGGCUUCAGAUGUGUAGAGUACUAGGUUAUUUAUGUUUUACAAAGUUUGAAUCGUCUAUAAACUAAGAAAGGGGAUGAUCCUUAGAUUUGCAUUAAAAUACAGAAAUCUUUUAAAGUGAAUGUGGACACUAAGUACUGUAAUCCACACAACACAUUGUAAGAAGCAAACCAGCAUCUUAAAGAAUUCUAAAAUUACCUUAUUUAAAAGCCAUGCUAUUGUUCUGCUAUUACCAGAUUUAUUGUGCCACACAAAAGGAUCAUGUGUGUCAGCAGGGGCCGUUUGGAACAAACCUAGUCAUUAAUGAGUAAGAUACUCCUGUUAGUUCAGGGACCAAGUUUUAUGACCCAGAGGCUUAAUGAUGUUUGGAUAUAUUUCAAAUCGACAUGCUUACAUCACUGAUUUAAGGUUUUUUCUAAAUAGUGGCCAUUGUAGACCUGACUCAGGCUGUAGCUAAAUAGAUAACAAUUUAGAAAGUUACCUGAAAACACAGGGCAUUCUCCCCGUAGGGCCACCACGCCCUUCUGCCCCUGGCUGACUUGAUCCUGGGUCUGAUCCUGUUGCACCCUGACUGGGCAGCCCCUACAGAACCAGUGUUAAUUUGAAGGGCCUCCACUCAGGCUCCAAAUGUGGCAGCCAAAGAGAACAAGCCGGGGAACCUACAUUUAUUUUUCAGGACAAAUAUUUCCUCCUCAGUGAUGCUGAUGUUCAGGGCUUUAGAGGGAACCCAGGUGAUCUCUUCACCCUGUGUCCUAGAAUGGGAGAGUAAGUAGACAGCGGUGAUAACCCCACACUACUUACAAGCGCAUCCUUAGAGCACUUGGGGCUUUCUUUCCCCUUUCGCCUUCUGUACCUAGUACCAUAUUCCAGUUUUAAAGAACUGGUAGAAUGUGAUGGAUAACAGAGAAACAGCUCAAUUUAUGUUUAUUGGAAGAACAUUUUACUUAAAUGAUUUGAGGGGUGGGAGGGAACGAACUAUUGAGUUUGCCAGAGUGAAAAUCCAUCUGAAAAACUAAACUACCUUUAGUUUUUAGUCCUAAUUUUUGGUGUUGUCUCUGCGGACGGUGAAGAAUCACAAUGCUCUGUGUGCCCUGGACUGUGUGGCAAAUGCAGGUUACAGCGUGUGUGUUACAUGAGGAUCUUCCACAAUUUCAGAAUACACGCCAGAGCUGUAGGGGAAACUUGGUAACUUGCCCAUUAUUCUCUGCUUUUAGCCAGAGUUAAACAGACUGAUGGGUCUGGUAGCCAACAACUUGGCAACUUCCACUCCUUCUCACCUCGUGAGAUUAAGGGCUGUGAAAAGAAAUCUAGUCUAACUCCAACAGAAAUCUGUCUCUGUUAAGUGUUUUACCUUCUGUAAGUAGAGAUGGUAGAGCCAAGAUUUUUCUUUUGGUAAUUUCCCUGUCUAUAAAGUGAGACCAGAGGGAUAUCUGUUCCCUGUUACCUUUUUGGAGAAUUCAUAACAUUUGAAGAUCAAAAAAUUGAAUGAUAAAUAUGAAUGGUUUUUCAAUUCUGUGGGCUUUGUACCGUUUGGCUUCACCUUGUACUGCAAGAUGAAUUUGUAAACAAAACAAAAUUGGACUGUCUGGAAAGCUAAAGUUCUAAAAUAUGGAAUGUACUGCCUCUAAUUUUUCUUUGUCUUCCUCUCAUUGGCAUUUUUUUCUCGCCCAGGUUUCUUAAGAAUAAUGUUUUUUAAAGGAGGCUUUUUGCCCAUCAAGAAUAAAAAGAAAUAAAACCAAAGGGUUACCGGA
Molecule: messenger RNA, 5280 nt
Organism: Piliocolobus tephrosceles (Ugandan red Colobus)
Lineage: Eukaryota; Metazoa; Chordata; Mammalia; Primates; Cercopithecidae
Gene: STX6
Product: syntaxin 6
Exons: 6
Coding region: 1279-1743 (154 amino acids)
Biological process (GO): Golgi vesicle transport; intracellular protein transport
Cellular component (GO): membrane
Molecular function (GO): SNAP receptor activity
Source: RefSeq, a predicted model, not a curated record